Messenger RNA from Daphnia carinata, 747 nucleotides. RefSeq lists its product as uncharacterized. The transcript has a single exon. Gene Ontology annotation, molecular function: cysteine-type endopeptidase inhibitor activity. The record is from RefSeq and is a predicted model, not a curated record. Lineage: Eukaryota; Metazoa; Arthropoda; Branchiopoda; Diplostraca; Daphniidae. Bases 1 to 747 code for a protein of 248 amino acids.
AUGGAGCGUCCGACAGCAGUCCUCUUCCUUUUGGCAGUCGCCGUCCUCACCGUCGAAGGUGUUUCUAUUACCAAACGUCAGGUGGGUUUCGUUGGCGGUUUUUCACCCGCCAAAGUGGACGAUCCUGACGUUCUUAAGAUGGCGGAUUUUGCUACGACCGCUGUGUCAGCCAGUACCAACUCAGGACCCGUCAAACUGCUCAAAAUUGUAAAGGCGGAAACGCAGGUGGUUGCCGGUACCAACUACAAACUGAAUCUUGAGCUGUCCAGUGGAGCCAAUGCCGCUCCAUUGCCCUGUGAGGUGGUCAUCUUCGAUCAACCUUGGACCAAUACUCGCAAGAUGAUCAAGUCCUCUUGCUCAGCAAAAAGAAAAACGACCAGACAGAUUCCUGGUGGUUCUCAGCUACCCGGUGGAUUCUCCCCACUGGAUGUAAGUUCCAAAAACGUAAAAGAAAUCGCUUCUUUUGCCACAACCGCCAUAUCUGCAAACACCAAUUCGGGGCCUGCCACUUUAGUUAAAGUCAUUAAGGCCGAAUCCCAGGUGGUAGCUGGAACAAAUUUCAAGUUGACGAUGGAGUUGGAUCCGGUUGAGGGAGACAAUCUCCUCUGCGAAGUGGUUGUAUUCGAUCAGCCCUGGACCAACACUCGCAAACUGAGCGAGUCUAAAUGCUUCCCAACUAAAAAUUUAUUAGUCAAGGUUGCUGAAGUUCCUCACAGUGACACUCAAGUGAAGACAGCCAGAAAGUAA